UAAUUUUGCUUAACCUAAAAAAUGUAACUUCAAUUGGAAGUAUCUUGUUAAGAGAAAAUUAUAAAGAAGUUUCGUAUAUUUUGGUUAUAUGCGAAAUGUACAAUUUUUUAUAUCUAAUAAAGUUUUAUAAAACAUCUUAAAUUUUAUGAGAUUCCGAUUAUUGCAGUCCUUAAAAAACAAUGAAUAUUGUAAGGGGAAUUGAACUAGUUUUUGGCAGAGUAAAUCACUUAAAGGAACGCUUAUUCUCACCUAAAAACUUACUAUAUACAAAUGUAGGGAUAUCAAUUUCUCUUUCUGGAACGGGAGAUAUUUUAGAACAGCAUUACGAGAUAUUAAAGGGUGACUGGGAUAAAUGGAGUUUUAUCAGAACAAGAAAUAUGGCCAUAUCUGGAAUGUCUAUUGGAAUAGUUUGUCAUUACUGGUACAGUUUCUUGGACGCUAGAAUGACUAGACGUACCAUUGGUACGGUUCUAAAAAAAGUGCUUGUAGAUCAAGUGAUUUGCUCACCUCUUUGUAUAGGUAUAUUUUUCUUGACAUUAGCUGUGCUGGAGAAUAGUAGCUUGACAGAAUUUAAAGAUGAAGUCCGAAAGAAAGCACACAGAUUGUACAUAGCUGAAUGGGUUAUAUGGCCUCCAGCACAAGUCAUUAAUUUUUAUUUCCUUCCUACACGGUACAGAGUACUUUAUGAUAACAUGAUAUCUCUUGGUUAUGAUGUAUAUACCAGUCAUGUAAAGCAUGAUAUACGAACAAGUUAAUAAUUAAUAGUAUUUUGAAUAAUAGGACAAUUUUAAUGAAAUUAUAAAUAGAAAUGAAUUUAAGCAACAAUUAAACUUAUUCAUCAAUUUGAAAAGCUUUUUUUGUAUCAUCUUUUUUGUCUUUAUAGCAUCCUUUGUGCCUUUUGCAGUAAUUUCUUGUAGGCAGGACUAAAAUCUCAAUCUCUGACAUUUAUUGUAACAUAUUAAUACAUAUAUACUGUAUGUACAUACUUUGUAUAUAACACAUACAUACA
This is a messenger RNA of Camponotus floridanus (Florida carpenter ant), 1009 nucleotides long. Its product is annotated as mpv17-like protein 2. Lineage: Eukaryota; Metazoa; Arthropoda; Insecta; Hymenoptera; Formicidae. The record is from RefSeq and is a predicted model, not a curated record. Gene Ontology annotation, cellular component: membrane; cytoplasm. The transcript has 3 exons. Gene Ontology annotation, biological process: mitochondrial ribosome assembly. Bases 180 to 755 code for a protein of 191 amino acids.